UCAGUACAGGGGCAGAGAGCAGAGAGAGAAGGUGUGAGGGAGACCGAGAGACAGGAUUACAGCCUGCCCCAGUUUUUGGCUUGCGAGGUCACAGCUGUUAUCUCCCUGCUGGUUACUGGGGGAGAGGGGGACAUAUAGGGAGCAAAGAAGGGAAGGAGAAUUCUAUCAGCAGGAGAAACCAGCUAAAAGGAGAAAGGGCUGGGUAGAUGCCAACAAAACAGAAGCUGCAGCCGUAGCUUGUCAUUUUCAGCUUGUUGUGGUGCACGGAGCUCCUCAUCUGCAGGUAAUCCCACAGAGGAGUAGCCAUGGCACUUGUACCCUUUGCUCAGCUGUGUCUCUGCACACUCUCUCUCCUCCUGUCUCCGGCUCUCACACAGAGCGAUGCUGGUCUCCUGGUCACUACUCGUUCCGGGAAGGUGCGUGGCUUUAGGCUUCCAGUCCUUUCUAGCCAAGUAAGCGCCUUCCUGGGCAUUCCCUUUGCUGAACCACCAUUGGACAAAAUGCGCUUCCGACGUUCAGAACCCAAGAAACCAUGGACAGAUGUUUGGGAUGCAACCGCCUAUCCAAAUGCCUGCUAUCAAUAUUUUGACACUUUGUACCCUGGUUUUCCUGGCAUGGAAAUGUGGAAUCCUAACCGGCCAAUGAGUGAAGAUUGCCUGUAUCUUAACAUCUGGGUCCCGCACCCACGUCCCUCCAAUGCUACCGUUAUGGUAUGGAUAUAUGGUGGAGGUUUCUCCACUGGGUCUUCUUCUCUUGAUGUUUAUGAUGGACGCUACCUGUGCCAUGCUGAAAAUGUCAUUGUUGUCUCCAUGAAUUACCGUGUUGGAGCUUUUGGUUUUCUGACCCUGGCACCUGGUAGCUCAGAUGCUCCUGGCAAUGUUGGCUUGUUUGACCAACGUCUUGCUCUCCAGUGGGUUCAGGACAAUAUAGCUUUCUUUGGUGGAGAUCCCAGGACUGUCACAAUUUUUGGGGAAAGUGCUGGCGCUGUCUCUGUGGGUAUGCACGUCCUUUCCCCUGGAAGCCACCAUCUCUUCUCCAAAGCUGCAUUGCAGAGUGGCUCACCGAACACACCCUGGGCUACAGUCACCCCACAGGAGGCUAGACGCCGAACAGAGCUGCUGGGAAAAUUUUUGGACUGCAGAAUUGGAAAUGAUACAGAGUUACUGAACUGUCUAAGAGUCAAGCAACCCCAGGAAUUAAUUGAUCAUGAAUUCUCUGUACUACCAGCACCCAGUGUCUUUCGUUUUACCUUUGUACCAGUGCCAGAUGGAGACUUUUUUCCAGAGCCUCCUGAGGUCUUGAUGAAUAUGGGCAGAUUUAAGCCAUGCCCCUUGCUGAUGGGAAUCAACCAAAAUGAAGGAUCAUACUUCCUACUGUAUGGGGCCCCUGGCUUUAGCAAGAACAACGAGAGUCUCAUCACUCGAGAAGAGUUCCUCAGUGGAGUCAAGAUGAGUGUUCCACAUGCCAACGAUAUUGCCCUGGAGGCAGUAGUGAUGCAGUACACGGACUGGGCAGAUGAACAUGCAGGAAUCAAGAACAGGGAGGCCAUGGAUCAGCUGGUGGGAGACCAUAAUGUCAUUUGCCCCCUUACUUACUUUGCCGGAAAGGUCUCAGAGACUGGAAACCGGGUGUAUACGUAUGUUUUUGACCACCGGGCAUCCAACCUGGCUUGGCCACAGUGGAUGGGGGUCCCACAUGGAUACGAAAUUGAAUUUGUCUUCGGUCUUCCCCUAGAUGCAAAUCUGAACUAUACCCCCCAGGAAGAGGCUCUGAGUCGCAGAAUGAUGAGAUUCUGGGCUAACUUUGCACGGACUGGUGACCCCAACGACGGUAACGAUGCCCGUCAACAGCGCUGGCCCUUGUACACUGCAUCUGAGCAGAGAUAUAUAGCCAUUAACAACAGGCGACAACAGGAUCUGCAGGGCAUCCGAGUCCAAACCUGCAUGUUCUGGAAUCGUUUCUUGCCUAAACUACUCAACAUUACAGACAAUAUUGAUGAGGCAGAGCGGCAGUGGAAAGAGGAGUUCCAUCGCUGGAGUACCUAUAUGAUGAGAUGGAAGAACCAGUUUGACCAUUACAGUAAGCAGGAGAGCUGCAGCGAGCUGUGACAUCACUGUGACAUCACCCAACUACCUGCUGUAAAAGCCAUGGGACUGUAGCGAGACGUGCACUGACAACAACAUCCUCGUGAGAUCACUGGGCAAUGUCUUCGCUUUCAGGAAAGCAGAGACUCUGUAGCAGCUUAUGAUAUCAUUAUGACACCAUAAUGAUGUCACAGCAGAGAUAUAUUUCAGUACCGCCGUUAUCACAGUGAAAUACAAUUACACACACUAUCAUGUGACUAACACUAAAACCCUGUACUGUACAAAUCCUCCACAACGGGUGUUUUAUGUCAUUCGUUGUUGUCCCUCGCAUGUCCACUUGUAUAUAGUGUUUGUUGAUAAGAUUUAAAUAUAUAUAUGCAUAUUUAUAAUAUAUAGAGAAACCGAGGGAAUCCUACAUGUAGUUUAUUUAUUUGUGAUGCCAUAAAUGUCUGACCUCAAAGGAAACCUUUUGACUAGAUGCCAAAUAUAUUCUAAAUGUGCAAUAUGAUGUGAGCCAUCCUGUGGACACCAUGAAUUUUAUAUUCACCCUACUGUACUGUAUAUUGUUUAUAGAGCUUUAAUCCAUCCUAUGACAUUGUGCGUUUUGCUUACACUACUAAACAACUCUUAUGAUGUGUA
Xenopus laevis (African clawed frog) is the source of this 2723-nucleotide messenger RNA. RefSeq names its product acetylcholinesterase (Cartwright blood group) S homeolog (gene ache.S). The coding region runs from base 306 to 2108 and encodes 600 amino acids. Lineage: Eukaryota; Metazoa; Chordata; Amphibia; Anura; Pipidae. Gene Ontology annotation, molecular function: carboxylic ester hydrolase activity; carboxylesterase activity; cholinesterase activity. Gene Ontology annotation, biological process: acetylcholine catabolic process; choline metabolic process. The transcript is spliced from 5 exons. The record is from RefSeq and is a predicted model, not a curated record. Gene Ontology annotation, cellular component: plasma membrane; extracellular region; synapse.